AUGAGAUACAGAGAAGCGAUUUCCGAGCGUCCGUUGAUAAUAUGGGAGCCGUCUCCUCUGUUCUGCGGCCCGAACAACCUCCAGGAAUGCUUAGAAGCCGCAUCGAUGGUUGACGUGUUCUCUCCAAAUCACAUAGAGCUGGCCAAAUUAUUCUCAGUCCCACUUUAUGCUGAAUCGAUCCAGGAAAGCAUCGAGAAUCUUGCAGCGCGGGUUGUGCAGCACGGAGUCGGUGCAGACCGCCAAGGUACUGUGAUCGUUCGGGCUGGUGAGCAUGGGUGUCUUGUCGGUGCGUGGGGCCAUUCUCCCAAAUGGUUCCCUCCGUACUAUAAAUUUGACUCGAGGGAUGUGAAUAGCUCCAAGGUCAUUGAUCCAACUGGAGCCGGAAACACUUUCUUGGGGGCAUACGCUGUUGGGUAUGUCAAGACGGGGAACGUCUUGGAUGCAGCUUGUUACGGCUCGGUUGGGGCAUCGUUCGCCAUAGAGCAAGUGGGUACACCGGAGAUUACAAAAGAACGUGACGGAGAAGUAUGGAAUGGGGUCAAUGUUUACUCAAGAUUAUCUGAAUACAUGGCGAGGAUCAUGUUGAAAGAGGUCCGCAGUGUCGGCUCAUGA
Molecule: messenger RNA, 612 nt
Organism: Penicillium maclennaniae
Lineage: Eukaryota; Fungi; Ascomycota; Eurotiomycetes; Eurotiales; Aspergillaceae
Exons: 1
Coding region: 1-612 (203 amino acids)
Source: RefSeq, a predicted model, not a curated record